AUGUCCCAUGAUAGUUUCCUGGCGUUGGACAGGUAUUUCAAUGCCUUCAACCGAAGCGCGAUACCCUGGAAUAGCCCCGACCAUCUCAUCUUAGUCCACCCAGUAUUGGAGUACAUUCGUGAACGGUGCCAGUUUCUCGUGGUUCCUGGCAAGAACCUUUCUUUGGAUGAAGGGAUGAAGCCUUACAAAGGAUGUCUGAGCAUUAAAGUGUACAACCCCAAGAAGCCAAAGAAAUAUGGUAUGAAAUUGUUCUUUAUUACACAGUCCAACACUGGAUACAUCGUGGACUUCUCGGUGUAUUCCGGAGUCUUCUCCACAUUGUGUGACACUGUGUUCGGUCUUGUGAAUCAUUUCCGUAACCAGGGAUACCACCUGUUUAUGGAUAACUAUUAUAACUCGGUAUCCCUGGGCCCAGAAACUGUAUGA
Macrobrachium nipponense is the source of this 426-nucleotide messenger RNA. Its product is annotated as piggyBac transposable element-derived protein 4-like. Lineage: Eukaryota; Metazoa; Arthropoda; Malacostraca; Decapoda; Palaemonidae. The coding region runs from base 1 to 426 and encodes 141 amino acids. The record is from RefSeq and is a predicted model, not a curated record. The transcript has a single exon.